CUGGGCGACGAGCGGCACCAGGAGGCCGAGCUCGCGAGCGGCCGUUCCCCCCCGGCGCAUCCUUCUCCCCCAAGAUGGCUGAAGGCGGGCAGUGAGCCGGCGGCGGAUGCGGAUGCCUAGCGCGGGCGCGUAGCGGGGCACUAUGUCCGCCUUCGCGCUGGAGGAGACGCUGGAGGCGGACUGGGUGGCGGUGAGGCCCCACGCCUUCCUCGAGCGAGAGAAGCACAAGUUCGCGUUCAUCGUGGCCUGGAACGAGAUCGAGGGCAAGUUCGCCAUCACCUGCCACAACCGGACGGCUCAGCGGCAGCGCAGCGGCUCGCGGGAGUUGCGCCGGGGCAGCCCCGGUGGACAGGAGCACAGGGCCCUUGCCCAGGCUGGCGCCCCCGCGGCCCGCCGGACCUCGGCCUGCGGGGCGGACUCCAGCCCGGCCAGGAGCUCCUCGCAUCCCCGCGCGGACUCGCUGCUCCGGAGCACCGAGAAGGGCGCCGCGGCCGGGGCAGAGGCGAUACUGAAGAGCCCGCUGCGAACGAAGGCCAGUCCGGUCCGGAGGCCUCCGCGUUGCACGGAGGCGGCGGCGCCAAGCCCAGCAGGUGCGGCCGAGGAGAUCGAGGUGCUGGAGUUGGUGAAGGAUGAGCCCACGACCCCGCUGCUUUUGCUGCCGGGACCAGUCCAGCAAGGUGCCGAGCCGGCCGCAGACGCGGACUCCUCGGGGGAGGAGUGCAGCUGGGCCGGCCUCUUCUCCUUCCAGGACUUGCGGGCCGUGCAUCAGCAGCUGUGCUCGGUGAACUCGGAGCUAGAGCCCUGCCUGCCCGUCUUCCCUGAGGAGCCCUCGGGCAUGUGGACGGUGUUGUUCGGGGCCCCGCAGCUGUCCGAGCAGGAGAUGGACGCGCUGUGUUACCAGUUACAGGUUUAUCUGGGCCAUAGCUUGGACACCUGCGGGUGGAAGAUCCUCUCCCAGGUGCUCUUCACCGAGACCGACGACCCCGAAGAGUACUACGAGAGCCUGAGCGAACUGCGGCAGAAGGGCUACGAAGAGGUGCUGCAGCGGGCCCGCAAACGCAUCCAGGAGCUGUUGGAAAAACACAAGAAUACAGAAAGCAUGGUAGAGCUGCUUGAACUGUAUCAAAUGGAAGAUGAAGCCUACAGUAGUCUUGCAGAAGCCACCACAGAACUGUACCAAUACCUACUACAGCCAUUCCGAGAUAUGAGGGAACUUGCAAUGCUCAGAAGACAGCAGAUCAAGAUCUCCAUAGAGAAUGAUUACCUAGGCCCCAGGAGGAUUGAGAGCCUACAAAAAGAAGAUGCAGAUUGGCAGCGCAAAGCCCACAUGGCUGUCCUUUCUAUUCAGGAUCUUACUGUUAAGUACUUCGAAAUAACAGCCAAAGCACAGAAAGCUGUGUAUGAUCGAAUGCGAGCAGAUCAGAAAAGGUUUGGUAAGGCAGCAUGGGCGGCAGCAGUAGAACGUAUGGAAAAGUUGCAGUAUGCAGUUUCUAAGGAGACUCUGCAGCUGAUGAGAGCUAAAGAAAUCUGUUUGGAGCAGAAGAAACAUGCACUGAAAGAAGAGAUGCAGAGUUUGCAAGGUGGUACAGAAGCCAUAGCCCAUUUGGACCAGUUGGAAGCGGAUUAUUAUGAUCUACAGCUUCAGUUGUAUGAAGUGCAGUUUGAGAUUUUGAAGUAUGAAGAGCUGCUGCUGACUGCACAACUUGAAAGCAUCAAAAGACUAGUAUCAGAGAAGAGAGAUGAAGUGGUAUAUUACGAUACUUAUGAAAGUAUGGAAGCCAUGCUUGAAAAAGAAGAUAUGGCGACAUCUAUACACUUACAAAGAGAGGAGCUGCAGAAGUUGCAACAGAAAAUCCGCCAGCUGGAAGCAAGGCGUGGACGCAUUUCAGCCAAGAAAGCUUACCUCAGAAAUAAAAAGGAGAUCUGUAUUGCAAAGCAUAAUGAAAAGUUCCAGCAGCGCCAUCAGAGUGAAGAGAAAUACAGAAUGCAUCAUACUGUGCAGCUAAAGCAAGAUCAGCUGCAAGAUGAAGAGGAAAGAAAGAGCUCCUGGGUUAGUCAGGAGCGACAGAAAACACUGGACAGACUUCGCACGUUUAAACAGCGGUACCCUGGGCAAGUAAUACUUAAAUCAACCAGACUGCGACUGGCUCAUGCAAGAAGUAGUAGUACACCCAGCUCAGUGCCCUGUGUAGAUCAACCUCAAUCUCUACCAGUAACCACACAGAUCCAAAAGAAAACUGAGGAGGUGGAAUCAGGAAAAGUAAUCCAGCCUUUCCAAACCCAGGAGCCCAGAAGCUUAGAACAACUUGAAGAUAGUUUGUUACCUCCCAAUGGCAUUACCUCUGAACUGUCUCAUCAUGCUACUCCUCCACUUCUUGCCAGUAAUGAGCUUCAACCAGAUACUGUUACUGUAGUUCCACUUCUGCCUCCUUUGCCACCACCACCGCCGCCACCACCGCCACCUCUGCCUAUCAAGGAAGAUUCUACUGAAUCCUUAGAGAAAAGUGACAGCCCUGUUAAACAGGAGAGUGAGGAUACAGGAGUCCCACAGUCCACCACUGUCCCAUCAGCACAUCUUUUUGAUAGCAGUCAGUUAGUCAGUGCCAAGAAGAAACUUAAGAAGACAGAUCUAGAGGGUUUACAAAGGAGGAGAGUGAGUUCCCCAAUGGAUGAGGUGCUGGCUUCCUUGAAGCGUGGUAGUUUUCACCUAAGAAAGGUUGAGCAGAGAAAUCUCCCUCCUUUCCCUGAUGAAGAUGACAGCAAUAACAUCUUGGCACAGAUAAGGAAAGGGGUGAAACUGAAGAAGGUGCAGAAAGAUGUUCUGAGAGAGUCUUUUACAAUUCUGCCUGACACUGACCCUUUAACACGUAGCAUUCAUGAAGCACUGCGAAGAAUUAAGGAGGCAUCACCUGAAUCAGAAGAUGAAGAGGAGAGUUUGACUUGCACAGACUGGGAAAAUUAACCUGUGACUAGCAGCCACUGAAGAAAGGAAAAAAACAACAACAAAAAAAUACCCCACAGCUGGAGAUCAAUCUUCCUCUUCAUUUCAGAAAAUUCAAAGCCAGCAAUUUUGACCAUCAGCUGCAUAGUAGAAAAAGGCUUCCUUUGGCAAAUGAUUGAGUAUGUGAAAAAACGUGAAACAUCGAUUUUUUUCAGAUUUUUUUUAUUCAUUCCACAAGUGCAAGGUUGGACAAAAAGCUAAGUUGUUUAGAUAUGCAUUUUAUAUAACUGUAAUGAGAAAAGGGUCUUCAGGAUGUUUUCUCAAUUCUUUAAGCACUUUUUACAUUUGCAUUAGUAUAUAUGGCCAGUUAAGUGAGGGAACAUUUUAAGUGGGAAGAAUGCUGCAUUGAUAAAGCUACUGGGGGAUGCAGUUGAAACAUCAGGACAGCUAGGAAACCUACUUUUCAGUGCACUGAAAAUAUCAUCUGCUUGAAAAACAAAUUUAAUAGCUGUACCACAAUAGCUAAAAUUCAGAUAGAGAUGCAACUAAGAUCUCUUUAGUUAUUCUUCUCACUGCAAAGAAAUGUAUGUUAGUAUGAAAAAUAACAACAGAUGGCUGUACAGUCUAAGUACCAUAACAGUGGAAUACAUGUAUUUAAGAAUGUAUGUGUUUACAAUAUGGUACACUUAACAUGGCAUAUUGCAGCACCUUUUUAGAAGGUCAUAUAUAAUCUUACACCCUACAUUUUAAAAGUAGAUUUUCCAUGCUCUUUUAAACAGUAAUAUUUAGGUGAGAUGAACUGAGUUAAUAGUUAUACCAUACAUACAAAUUUGUUAUAAGAAGCAAUAUUUUGUAAUUUGAUAAUACUUAAAAUUAUUUUUCUCUGUUAGCUUGAACUGUUCUUGUUUGAUUACUGUAAGCAACCUUCUUUACUUUCUUAUUUAAGGAGAAUGCAGGACUUAAACAUAUUAACACCAGUUAUGGAAGUUAUGCUUCUCUGUUAGUUGUUAAUAUUUCCUUUAGUAGCUACAAAAAAUUGUACAUCAUACCUAACAGCCUGUUUGGCUGAAAACUACACUUCCAUUUAAUGCUGGCAGUAUGUGGCUCUAAAGGAGGGGAGGGUACAGUUUUCAAUACAGUGAGAACUUAAAAAGAAAUAAUCCUAAACUGCUUGACUAAUAGCUGCGGGCAGCUAGUUUUAUAAUGCCAGAGUACUUAGAGGUACAUCUUAUACAGAGUUCUAAGUAAUCUUGUACUAUGUUAAAGGCUCCAUGUAAUGUUUGUUAGUUGAGAAACGCUCAAGUUAUAGGAAAGUCUUGACCAGCGUUUUAUUUUUAUUAAAAUUUUACGUACUGUUUGAGAGACACACCACCCCUUUCCUUUUACAAAAUUGUAUUUUUGUUCAGUAUUCAUUUUAUGAAGGACAAAUGACUGUACUCAUUUUCAUUUAGAAGCAGAUUCAUGAAUUGUUACUGUUGUGUAAUGGAGUACAUAUUCCUCUUUAACUUUUAUAACAGUUCUUCUUAAAAUAGUUGUGGGAGCAAGAAUACGUACCUUGGCAAUAGGUUAUAUAACCAAAAUGAACCUCAGAUCUUGGAACCUUUAGGCUGUUCUACAAUUAUUGUCCUGAAUAAUAAAGAUCUGUCAUGUUUUGAAAGAUAAUUUGCCACUCUAUACUUAGCAUUGAUAGGCAUUUUUCUUGAUUUUUUUUUUUGCCUUAUUUAUAAUGUUUAGUGAAACAUUUUCAAAAGGAAUGCUUAUGAGCAGCAUUUUUCAGAAAUGAUACCAGUUUUGCUCCAGGUAUCAGCUUUUGGGGCAGCAUCUUUCUUGGACAGAGCAUCAGUUCUAUGAUACAUCCGUCAUUAGCUUGUCAAGGACCUGACAACCUAAGUUUCUUCCCAGUUUAUUUCUAUGGUUUUACAUCUAACUAAUCAUUUCAAAAUUUAUCAUGUGUAAUCAUUUAGCAUAGAUCAUAAAUGUAAGUAGUUUGUGUGCCGAUGGUGUACAGGCAUCCAUAUUCCAGAUUACACUAUAAACUGGGUCCAGUGUAUGAAUUUUUAGCUGUAGCACAAAACAGAACUAUCUGCAAAUUAGGAUGAUAUACUGUAUGUGAAGCUGAGUGCUAGACCAACAGCAAUGGUGUGACAUCAACUAUGUCCAGUUUUUCUUGCUGAAAGAAACAAAAGUGCAAAUUGGACAGUGUGCAUAAAACACUGGCAAAACUUUUGAGUUGGGGGGGGGUGUGAAUAGUGUAAUUUGAAAAACAGGGAUAAUGUUCCUUCCCCUUACACUAAAUUUAUUAUCCACAAAUUUAUAGGGAGAUGUUUAAAUAGCUCUAUACUGUGUUGUACUACAGAGUUCUCAGGUUUAUCUACAUAUGAUUUGUCAACUUUGCCUUGAAAACUUGUUCAUGAUUACAAAUAAACCUGUCCUUGAUAGACUUAUAUUUAGUUAAAAUAUUAGAUUCCUGACUGAGUCUGUAUACAUUGCUUAUUCAUAGGAAUAUCAUAUUUUAUGCACAUGCACACAAAAGAUAGCUGCUGUGCUGAGCAUAACCGUUUAUAUCAAAUUCAAACUGCAACUUUAAAAAGGAAAGAAGGUGUGUGUUUUCUAGAGAAUAUUAAAAAUCAGAUUUGAAUCUAAAGUAGUUACUGGAUGUCACAGUUUCAAACAGUUCUUCAAUUUAAUAGCCAUUUACAAUUCCAUGCAUAAAAAUACUCCCAGUGCUUUUAGAUGAUGAUUUAUACUGGUAUUGCAAUAGAAGUUAUAUGGGGAAAGUCCAACUACUUUCACAAGAGUUAGAGAAAUUGACAAUCCUUGCUAGUUUGGCACAUCUGUAACUGACAGUAGAUUUAUUGAACAGCUCUGCACUUGAGAGACCAUGGCAACCAUCACUAUGGGGAUGGCAUUAAUACUUGUGUACAAGAGGAAAAAAAGCUUGCACAUAAAAUGAUCACUAGAGAUUUUCAGUAUUUGCUCUUCAUGGAUGCACUACAUCAGAUUCGCUGAAUUGUUCUGUUCCUAGCCACUGAUCUUCAACAAUUGCUCAUCUUUUGCGCAUUCUACAUGCCAGGAAAACUUGCUUGUUUAUUCAAAAUAGAGCUGUUUGGUAGUGAAAUGGGUUCACUGAGGUAAGGAAUUGGAAUUUCCCAAUCUGAAAUACAUAUAAAUUCAAGAAGCAUGAGUAUAUACUGUACUUUGGGGACUGAGAAUUUAUCAGUGAGAAAAAGGAAUUAAAAUGGUUUAUUUCUAUUAGAGCAACCAAAAAUGAAAGGUAAACAACAAUAGUCUUUUGAUCAGGAAUGGGAUUAGCAUUUAUUUGAAUUUCUGUACCUCCCUCACUGUGGUCCCAAAAUCCAUUAAAAAUGACUAACAUUCUUAUUUUAUUCACUUUUGCAUAUUAUGUUUGCAUAUUUUGAGUGUGAUUUAGUUUUAAAGCAUAGAUGAAAGUUUUGUUUCUCUUUUUUAAAUGUUACUUUAAAGAUUUCUUUAAAAAGUUUAGCAGCCUGUAUUCUACAACACAUAGCUGUAAAAUAAGUAAACUUGAUCAGAUAUUGUGUUGUUCAAUGGCUGCAUCAGGGACUUUGGGUUCAAUAGACUUCAUCAGAUUCUUUGUAAAGAAUCACUUUGCCUUUCAGCAUCGUGUUCUGUAAAGUCAAAAAUCUUCAAACUCUGAGUGGUUCUUUAUUGAAAUGCAACCAAUUGAGACGAGGAAGCAGAAACUUUCAUUAGUUAAUGUUCUCUUUUAUUCUCUUUGUUGCACUGAAUUUAAAGACUAUAACUGUAAAUUAAGGUUACUUGCAGUUUAAGCAGCUGUUUUCAUUGUAAUGCUUAUGUACUUACUUUACCGGUGUUAUUUCUGGUAAUGAUCCAAUAAGCAUGAAGCAAGAUACUAUGUAUAAUGUUAGAGAAUCAAUAAGAACGGGAAGCGUCUUAUUGAGAGAGCAUGUUGCAAUUACUGAACGCUAAUGGAGUAUGUCGGACAGUAGGUUCAUUCUAAAAAGUGCUCUUUGGUAUAGUGAAGCACAUUGACCUGUAUUGCUAUCUAAUGCUGUGUAAAAUACAGCAGUGGCUGUUUUUAUCCUAUAAAUAUACUGUAAUUUAAAGUUUUCCUACAAAAUGAAUUUAUAUUUAGUUGCUGCCUAAAACAUCAUGAAUUAAAGGUUAGAAUUUUUAGGAGGGGGCUGGGUAUGCCAAUGUAUUUUGGGGUGGGUGGUGUUGUGUAUAUAUUAUGCUUUGCACUGCCCAUUGAGUUACGACUUCGUCCAAAAUUCCUGGCUUUGACCAUGGUGAAUCUGCAACUUGGGAUUUACAGAACUUUAUUGUAAUUCACAUCUCCUAAAACCUGUGCCCUUGGGCCUCAUAAUAUUACCCAAAUGGUCUUCCUUCCAUUCCCCCAUGUGGAUUCUCAGAUAUCUUUAAAUAUGGAAUAUGACCAAUUUGUGACUUUAUUGGACCUAUAAUUAUGUGAAUGAGGAAAGACUGCCUACAGCUGAUAGAAAAGACCAACCGAGGGGGUGUCUGUUAAAAGAAAAACCUUGACUGGGAGCAUAUUGCUCGUUUAUUGUCUCAGUGGGUAGGGCCCCAACAAAUACGAAGCACAGCAUCAAGUUUUUAAAUAAUUCAUCAUGGUUUUUAUUCACGUUCUGCUUGGUAAUUCAAAGGUUCCACAGUAAUUAAUUUACUGGUAGAGUGGCUUGAUUUUCAAGUCUUCACAUCCAUGAAUUGUGGAGAGGUAUGUGAUUAGAGACAGACUCACUGUGACCUCUCCAUACAUGUUUCUGUGGUUGCUGCCUACUUUACAAGUUAUCUUGUGUUUCUAAGUGCAGAGCCUCAAAGUAGGUGAAAUGCAGAAAGCUGCAGAUUUGCAUGAAUAAAGGGUUAAUAAAACUGACACUUUCUAGCUUGGUUGAAUAAACAAGAAAUAAUCAAAUGGAAAACUGAUUCACCAUCCACUAGCUUUGUGCAAUAUUAUGAAUAGAAUCAAACACUAGCACGUUGUGGUUGGCUUUAAGAAAGUCUUUAACACAAUUAUAUUUAAAUGGACAUUUUAAAUGCACAUUGUAUUAUAAAACUUCUCCUGCAAAUUUACAAUACCUAAUAAUGCUCAAUGUUCUAAAGUAUUAAGCAACAAGUGUAAAAAAUAAAAACUAAGUGAGCAUUUCUAGCAAUACCUGAAAACU
This is a messenger RNA of Terrapene triunguis (Three-toed box turtle), 8124 nucleotides long. It is a transcript of the gene JMY, whose product is annotated as junction mediating and regulatory protein, p53 cofactor. Bases 143 to 2962 code for a protein of 939 amino acids. Gene Ontology annotation, molecular function: actin binding; Arp2/3 complex binding; transcription coactivator activity. Gene Ontology annotation, biological process: intrinsic apoptotic signaling pathway by p53 class mediator; positive regulation of apoptotic process; Arp2/3 complex-mediated actin nucleation. Gene Ontology annotation, cellular component: cytoplasm; nucleus. NCBI's taxonomy places the organism in Eukaryota, Metazoa, Chordata, Testudines, Emydidae. The transcript has 11 exons. The record is from RefSeq and is a predicted model, not a curated record.